UCUCGCGGACGCGCUCGAGCCAACACCACGCGACAGUGACUGACAAGAUGGCGAUCAUUUCAGAAACAGAGGAGUUACUGCGGUGAAGGAGAGGCUUGACAACACCACCAUGCCCUGGGAGGGUCUCACUUCUCAGUUCGCCAUGGUUACCAUGGUGAUAUGAAGCCGGCGUGAAGCGCUGACAAACAAAGACUCGCGCGCCAAAGGGUCAGUUUGACUGACACAGCCAGCCAGCCAGCUUGGCGGGCAGGCUUGUGUAAUGGACAGGUGUAAGCAUGUGGGGCGGCUGCGGCUGGCCCCAGACCACUCCAUUCUUAACCCCCAGAAGUGGCACUGCGUUGACUGCAACACCACCGAGUCCAUAUGGGGCUGCCUCGGCUGUGCCCACGUGGCGUGUGGCCGCUACAUCGAGGAGCAUGCUCUGCAGCACUUCCAGCAGCAGGGCCACCCACUGGCGAUGGAGGUUAAUGAACUUUACGUUUUUUGUUAUUUGUGUGACGACUAUGUUCUGAAUGAUAACGCCACCGGAGACCUCAAGUUGCUUCGCAGUACACUCAGCGCCAUCCAGAGCCAGCGCUAUGAGGUCACCACCCGCAGCGGGCGCACCCUACGCUCCGCUAGCGCCAGCGUGGAUGCCCUCAUGCCAUCCGGCGCUCGUGAGUUGCAGUUGAGGGACGAGGACCGAAUGUUUACCGCUCUUUGGCACCGCCGCAGAGCACUUAUGGGACGCAUCUUUCGCCUUUGGUUUGGCCUGACUGAAUGUGGAAAAAGGAGAGCGGAGGAAGAGAGGAGGAGGGAGGAGGAGGAGCAGCAAAGAAGGGAGGCUAGGGAGAGGAGGCGAGCUCUCAAGAGGCAGCUACAGGAGGAGCUGGAGAACGCUCCUCUCAGGAAGAGUCGUCGCCUGCGUCAGAAAAGCCAGAGAGUUGGGGAUCUGACGACCACAAUGCCGACUUCUCGCAGGGCACGCAACAAGAGGAAAACUCCAGCGCCCCCAUCCCUGAAACGCAGGCAACGGACUCGAAGCCCCGCCACUGUAACCCCCAAGAAAGCUGGACAAAAAAAAAAGGUCCAAGCAACCCCCAAAGCCCGCUGCCGUUCUUCAACUACCAAAUCUAAGCCCAAAGCCGCUUCAGCAACCCUGCAUACUGCCCAAACCCCUGUCUGCCGCAAGCAAGGCACCAAACAGGAUGGCUCGCCCUUCAAGCGGCGUCCUACAGUCACUCCUGGAGUGACGGGAUUAAGAAAUUUGGGAAACACUUGUUAUAUGAACUCCAUCCUGCAGGUGCUGAGUCACCUGCAUGUUUUCAGGGAGUGCUUCCUGCGUCUGGAUUUAACACAGGCGCUGGAGCUACUGGCAUCUGCCGUCCAUGGCCAACUGGCGGGGAAGGCCUCAUCGCAGCCCCCCCUGAUCCAAAGGAAGGGACUUCAGACCAGUUCAGGCUCUGGGGUGGGGCUGAGCGGCGGGGCGUCACGAGCCCGCAGCAUGGAGUUGAUACAACCCAAAGAGCCCAGCUCGAAACACAUCUCACUGUGCCAUGAGUUGCACACCUUGUUCCAGGUCAUGUGGUCUGGCAAGUGGGCGCUGGUAUCGCCUUUUGCCAUGCUGCACUCAGUGUGGCAGCUGAUCCCGGCGUUCAGGGGCUACGCUCAGCAGGACGCUCAGGAGUUCUUGUGCGAGCUGCUGGAUAAAGUGCAGCACGAGCUGGAGAGCACGGGCAAGCACACAACCAGUGCUGGGGUCCCGCAGACGCAGAAACGGCUCAUCAAGCAGGUGCUCAGCGUGGUCAACACCAUCUUUCACGGCCAGCUCCUCAGCCAGGUGACGUGCCUGGCCUGCGACCAUCGCUCCAACACUGUGGAGCCUUUCUGGGAUCUGUCGCUGGAGUUCCCGGAGCGAUAUCACAGUAAUAGCCGGGAGUCGGCUGCUCAGGCUUCAUGCCAUUUGACGGAAAUGCUGGCCAAGUUUACAGAGACCGAAGCUCUGGAGGGAAACAUCUACGCCUGUGACCAGUGUAACUCUGCCAGAAGACGGACCUCAUCCAAGCCAGUCAUCCUGACCGAAGCACAGAAGCAGCUGAUGGUCCACAAACUGCCUCAGGUCCUAAGGCUGCACCUCAAACGCUUCAGGUGGUCUGGGAGGAACCACCGGGAAAAGAUUGGAGUCCACGUCAGCUUCGACCAGCUCCUCAACAUGGAGCCCUACUGCUGCCGAGAGCCCUCACCCAAAGGCAUGCCCUACUCCAGUCCCAGCAGUCCCAGCAGUCCCAGCAGCCCCAGCGCCGCUGGCUCGCCCCGCCCUAAGCACUUCCUUUACGAGCUCUCGGCCGUGGUGAUGCAUCAUGGGAAGGGCUUUGGCUCCGGCCACUACACUGCCUACUGCUACAACACAGAAGGAGGCUUCUGGGUUCACUGUAAUGACUCUAAGCUGAACGUGUGCUCGGUGGAUGAGGUCUGCCGCGCUCAGGCCUACAUCCUCUUCUACACGCAGCGAGUAUCUCAGGACAGAGACCGGCCGCUAUAGGACUACACGCCUCUGUGAACCCUGCUGCCACCUCCCCAGCAGCCCGACUACUCAGCGAGGUGACAUCAGCACAGCCCCACCUAUCGGUCUUUCUCUUCCCUCUUUCUUUGGGCAUUUUGUAUCUGGGAGGUUGGGUCUUUUUAGUCUAUUUUUCUAUUAAAAAAACAAAACAAAACAAAAAGGAGGUGAGAGAGAAAGGACUCGUUUGUAAAGUUGGGUUCUGCUUUGUGAACUUGUUGUAUAUUGUGUUUAUAUGUAGGUAUUUUUUUUUUUUUUAAAGAUUAUGAUGUUUGUGAUUCAUGUACAGUUGUAUUUUAUAAAGAAGAGAGCGUCAGCCAAGGUGUGUCUGUGUCAAGCAGCCAGUAGACUUUGGUCAGGCAUGACUACAUACUCUACAGGUAUGUCUGCUUACCUGUGCGCGAGGCUUGUUGAUUGUAAAUGCUGUGUUUUGGGGUUUUUGUUUGUUUGUUUUGUUUUAUAAAUCAGCUGAAAUGUUUCUCAGUCACUUUAGAUAGUCAACACAGAACUGGAUGUAGGGUUAUAAACUGUCAUUCACUCAGUAGAAAUGGCCUCCGUGUGUCUGAGACAGGUAAACAUUUUCACAGGCGUUCGUCCUGAUUCCUUGCCAGAAAUGCACUAAUGUGUAUAGUGCAGGUUUUUAGUGUUGGUUGGUUGUUUAAAAAUCUGUACACGAGCAGUGUUUUUCACUCUGAGGCAGACCUCAAGCCAAAGUAUUUGCGGGAAGUGUUUGGAAAACCCUGCUUCUCCUAAACGGUUCAGUAUUUUAUGGAGUUUUUCUGUUUUUAUUCCCGCUUUUAAUGACAGCUACGAAUGAGUGUGACAGGGCCACAUUAAGAAGAAGGUUAGAUUUAGAAAAUAAUUUGGAGUGAUGUUGAAAUAUUAUUCUAGAAUUGUAGUUCGAAUUAUGAGAAUAAUUUCGCAAUACAAAAACAUUUGAGAAUAAAGUCUACAUUUUGAAAAACAUUGGAAUAGUUACAAGAAUAAAGUUGGAUUUGAGAAUAAUGCCAGAAUAUGAUUAAAGUAACUUAAAAAAAUUAAAUAUCAUUCUGAGAAUAAAGUCUGUAUUCUUUUGAAAGAAAGUCAAAAUUUUGAGGAGAUGAGACUAAAGUCAAAAUACUACUACUGAGACUACAAAAGAAAGCAUUCCUCUUUUAGUACACAAUUAUUGUGAUAUUAAAGGUGAGGAUUAUCUUUUCAGGGGGAAAAAAUAAAGUAAAAUUGAAUGAGGCCUACAGCUGUGUUCUACUCGAGAGCUCGGGCUGACGUUGCUGUGAAUGAAUUUUUAACACUUCAGAAAUUGUCUGUGAUCUCCAACUGUCACUACUCCACAGACUGGAGAGUAUAUUUCAAGAUUCUGACUUUAUUCCUAAAAUCUCAGCUUUAUUUUCAGCAUGCUAAGUUGUAAAUCUACAUUUUCUUACUUAAUGUGAUUUUUGGUUUUCUAUUUUAUUUGGCUCAGUGCUGCCCCCUGUCUGCCUCAGAAUGUAACUGCAUAACCGUAAACCAUCCCUGACUAGGCAGGUAACUGCUGUACUUGAAAAGUGCCCUUUUUAACAAAAUAAUCUAUUUUUAUAGUUCAUAUCAAUUCAGCAAAGUGGGACUCCCACACAGACCAGCAUUUAGAUUAUGAAUGUACUUUUUAUACAAUUCUUCUCAGAGAUUUUACAAAGGAGGCCAUCGACUGUUUUAAACGUUUUAUACAACCACUUUGUUCCGAUUGUUGAAAACCACCAGCAGUUAACAGAUUUCACUGUUCAAUUAUCUUCCCUCUGAGCAGAGGGGAGUCGAAGCACACUUUGUUUGGGGUUUUUUUUUUCCACUGUCUGCAGUUCUGUUAUUUGUUGGCAUUUUGGUUACUGCUCCAUGGAUGCGCCGUGUGUAAAUUGAUGGAAGUUAUACUAUGCAAAUUAUUACCUCAAUUUUUUGUUUUUUCUAGAAAAAAAAUUACCUCAAUAAAUGAGAAUAUUUUUUCAUUUUUCUACAAAAGAUGCCCGUCUGUGCUUCGUUAUUUACCUUCAAUCUACAAUGCAUGAAAAUUCCCCUUAUUGAAAAAAAUCCUGUGUAUGAAAUGUUUCAUACAUAUAUUAGAGAGAGGUUUGUCAUGUACAUGAAUAGCUAAGAUAAGAUCUAUUAAUUGUCUCAAUAUGAAUCUAACAUUAGCAGCUAGUUAGCUUAGGAAGAUCAGCAGCAAAAACAAGCACACUGAAGUGAUUAUACCCUAGGUCUGACCCUAUAAAAUCCACCUUCCGGCAUUUAUUUUGAUUAAAAGUUACAAAUUUAGAAAAAUUACUUUUUAAAUAAGACAAAAGCAGAUAUAGUAGUAUAACAUAGCUAACAGCUGCUACGAUUAGUUAAGGGUUAAUUAGAAUAAGCAAUGAAAAAUAGCUAGGCUAAACAGAAAAAGCAUUGCUUUUAAUGGUUUAAUGUUUAGAAAACAUAGCUAUUUAUCAUAGCAAAGAUUAUUCGAUUAUCAGAUCAAACCACCCUGCCUAACUGGUUAGCUGUGUCCAAUGAAGCAUAACAUUCAGUAAAAUGUAAUUGUUUUACUAAAGAAUUAGCUAGAUGAGAUGGGGUAACUUCAUUCUUGGUUCUCUUUGAUAAUGAUGUGCUAGUUUUAGGUGCUCAUCCUGCUAAGCUAAUGUAACUGUCUGCUUGUUAGUUUCAUAUUUAACAGGAAUUUACAAGUUAGUAUGGCUUAACAGAUGUCUUUAGCUUGUAUAAAAAUAUGGGAAGUACUAGAAGUUUUAUUGCCAGUAACAGUCUCCAGUCUUCAUGCCAAGCUUAACUGAGCCAUGUUAACCUUUCUAAGUGGUAGCAUCCUACUUACAGGUAUAAAACCAUUUACCAUUUUUAGAAAAUUAACAGCUGAUUAAUCAAUAAGGUUAAAUGCCAAAUUUCACUAAACCAAGUCUGAGUUUAAAAUAAGCAUGGAUGAGAAGGUAGCCUAACUUUACCUGAUUUUUUUUUAAAUGUUAACCACCGUGUGAUAGAGUAACGCUAUUACCAGUUACUCCUAAGGACACCCCAACAUCCCAUGAAGUUAUGUUUCCCCAUCUUGUCUGAGCAAAAUAAAGAUUUGGGUUUGCAGAACUUUUGGGGGCUUUCUCUGUUGUAGGAACAAAAUUAAAAAAAUACACCGUUUAGGUUUCUUGCACCAAGUCAUCAGUAGGGAGCCCACAAAUGAGCAAAAUUAUUUAAUUAUUUUUUUUUCUUAUAAAAGCAUUAUCAGGGAGAGUUUGAAAAUGAAGCAUUUUAAUCUGGAACAGAGUGGCAGCAGCCAUUUCAAAGAUACUUUACAAAUACCAAAGAACCGAUAAGCGGAGGGCCAUAGUGCAGAGUUCCCUCCUGUAGCAACAGAAGCCAAACAUAGAGCUGCAGGUGACCGGUGUCUGUAUGAAUAUCUAACUACAAGACCACCUCUUCCCCAAGCUUUUAAAUGUUAGGAACAGUCUGCAAAGACUUUGGGCCAUGCCAGCAUGCAGGCCUGACCACUUCUUUAAGCCGUCAGUGGCCUUGGUGCUUCAUUUU
Molecule: messenger RNA, 6070 nt
Organism: Pelmatolapia mariae (spotted tilapia)
Lineage: Eukaryota; Metazoa; Chordata; Actinopteri; Cichliformes; Cichlidae
Gene: usp44
Product: ubiquitin specific peptidase 44
Exons: 6
Coding region: 260-2521 (753 amino acids)
Biological process (GO): protein deubiquitination
Cellular component (GO): cytoplasm
Molecular function (GO): cysteine-type deubiquitinase activity; zinc ion binding
Source: RefSeq, a predicted model, not a curated record